Messenger RNA from Spodoptera littoralis (African cotton leafworm), 1209 nucleotides. Lineage: Eukaryota; Metazoa; Arthropoda; Insecta; Lepidoptera; Noctuidae. The record is from the annotation of a GenBank genome assembly.
AUGGCAUUAGAAACAUUGAUGGCUCGAGGACCCAAGUCAAGAGCGUUUUAUCGAGUGGCAGCCACUCGUAAAAUGACAGGUGGUGGGGAUUUCUCAAGAAAAAUAUCUGAACGAGCUCAAAGUGAUCUUAGCGAAGUUAAAGCAGAGUUACAGCGGCGAGAGUCUGGGUCCUUAUCCCUUGAGCCUCGAGGUCCCAAUGUCAGAUUUGAUCCAGACCACUACACCGUCAUGGAAAACUGCGGGACAUUUGAAGUGAGAGUUGUAAGAGCAGGAGACUUGAACGGAGAAGUAACAGUUCAGUAUACCACUGAAGAUGGAACAGCAGAAGCAGGAUCAGACUACGUCGCAGCCCAAGGAUCUUUGAUCUUCAGGCAUGGGGAGACCGAGAAAACCUUCAGCGUUCAAGUGAUUGAUGAUGACGUUUUUGAGGAAGACGAGCAUUUCUAUGUGCGGCUAACAUCUCCUCGAGGGGCUUGUCUUGCAUCUCCUUCUACGGCUACAGUAGUGAUAUUAGAUGAUGAUCAUUCGGGUGUGUUCUCUUUCCCGCAACGGGACUUUGAGCUGACGGAGUCGGUGGGAACUUACGACUUGAGGGUCGUGAGGACAGCUGGUGCCCGCGGCAAGGUCAGGGUGCCAUACUGGACGGAAGACGGCACCGCCAAGAACGGUGCUCAGUACGAGUCAGCGCAAGGCAGCGUCAUCUUCGAAAACAACGAAACUGAGAAGCCACUAUUCGUCCACGAGAAAGAAGCUCAAGACGAUUUAAUAAAGAUCCUCGAUGAAUUCGGAUCCCGUCUACCAGCAGUUGUGAUCCACUCCUUCACAGGAUCAGUGGAACAAGGACUUAAAUACAUAGAGAAAGGGUUUUACUUAGGUAUCACCGGGUAUAUAUGUAAGGAUAAGUCAGAUGGUGGAAUUAGAAGGUUGCUCUCGGAAAGAUUGUUGCCUCUUGACAAACUGCUGGUGGAAACUGAUUCGCCGUUCAUGUACCCGAAUAUGAGGGCUUCGAAGCUACCGCUGCAUGUCAAGGAUUCUCUGACUGAGAGAUCGAUGAACUUCGUGAACCGUUACUGCACGUUUCAAAGGAAUGAGCCUUGCGCCCUGCCAGCUAUCGUCGAACUCAUUGCCGGCUUCUUAGGACAAAAGCCAGAAGACGUCGCCUUAGCCACCGCAUUCAACGCCCUUAAGAUUUUCGGACUCAGCCAGUGA